This is a messenger RNA of Phascolarctos cinereus (koala), 2115 nucleotides long. RefSeq names its product delta(14)-sterol reductase LBR-like. Gene Ontology annotation, molecular function: Delta14-sterol reductase activity. Lineage: Eukaryota; Metazoa; Chordata; Mammalia; Diprotodontia; Phascolarctidae. The record is from RefSeq and is a predicted model, not a curated record. Gene Ontology annotation, cellular component: nuclear inner membrane. Gene Ontology annotation, biological process: cholesterol biosynthetic process.
GUGUCUAGCUUUGUGAAGAGAUUGCUCCUAGCCUCCAAGGCAAAUGCUCACAGACCAGGUUAGAUGGUACCCCACCCAACUGGGAAAUCUAAUUUUUGUUUAGAGUAUAGAUAGAAUCCAGUCUAAAAGACAAGCCUUUGCCUUAUAGGAAGACUCUCCUGUCCGUUAGAGUUUAAGGCAACUCAGCUCAUAAAGCAGAAAACUAGCUAGAGAGGUCCUGAUCGAAAUGGCUUCCCUGCCACAUGCCUUGAGGCCACCUUUGGCUAAUUUUUGGGAAACCAGAGUGUUUGGAGUCUGUCUGCUUUGGUUUUUUCUCCAAGCCCUCUUCCACCUCCUGCCAAUUGGAAAGGUAGUAGAAGGAACACCUCUUUAUGAUGGAAGAUGAUUAAAAUAUAGAUUAAACGGAUUCUAUGCUUUUAUUCUGACAUCUGUAGUCAUUGGAAUAUCUCUGUACUGGGGGAUGGAGCUCUACUAUGUGUAUGAUCAUUUCCUUCAGUUUGCAGUUGCAGCUACAGUUUUUUCUGUAGCCUUGAGCAUUUAUCUCUAUGUCCGGUCCUUGAAAGCACCCAAAGAAGAGCUAACUCCAGGAAAAUCAGGAAAUAUUGUCUAUGAAUUCUUUAUUGGUCGUGAAUUAAAUCCACGAAUUGGACAUUUUGACCUCAAAUAUUUCUGUGAAUUGCGUCCAGGAUUGAUUGGUUGGGUUGUUAUUAAUUUAAUAAUGCUCUUGGCAGAGAUGAAAGUCCAACAGCGUGAAACCCCCUCUUUAGCAAUGAUAUUGGUUAACAGUUUCCAGCUUUUAUAUGUGGUAGAUGCUCUUUGGAAUGAGGAAGCUUUGUUGACAACUAUGGAUAUUAUACAUGAUGGAUUUGGGUUCAUGUUAGCAUUUGGAGAUUUGGUGUGGGUGCCAUUUAUCUAUAGUCUACAAGCCUUUUAUUUAGUCAGUCAUCCUAACGAAGUUUCUUGGCUUUUUGCAUCCAUUAUUAUUGCUUUAAAACUUUCAGGAUAUACAGUAUUCCAUUGUGCAAACUCUCAGAAAAAUGCAUUUCGGAAAAAUCCCAAUGAUCCUAAUCUGGCACAUCUGAAAAUUAUUCAUACUUCAAGUGGAAAGAACCUUCUAGUGUCUGGUUGGUGGGGUUUUGUUCGACAUCCCAACUACUUGGGUGAUCUCAUUAUGGCUCUGUCUUGGUCUCUACCAUGUGGUUUUAAUCAUAUUUUACCAUAUAUUUACGUGAUUUAUUUCACCAUCUUGCUUAUUCACCGAGAAGCUCGCGAUGAACACCAGUGUAAGAAGAAAUAUGGUUUGGCAUGGGAAAAGUACUGUCAACGUGUGCCAUAUCGUAUAUUUCCGUACAUUUACUAAUAAGCUCUUUUGUUUUAGACUUUUAAAUGCUUCUGCAGUUGUAGCUUCCUUGCAAACAAAACACACCUCUUUUCUUCCCAUUGGGUUUGUAGGUAUUUUGUUUUUUGUUUGUUUCGUUUUCUAAAGAAAUGCAUUAUAGAACAGAUAGUCAUAAAUAUGUAAGAAAUAAGUUUGUCUAGUCCAGUUAGGUUUGUUCACCAUUUAGUCAGUGAAAUUAGCCAGAAUUUUCACAUAAUUUGUUUUAAUAAACUUAAGGGCAAAUAAAAUCAGAGUACAGAUAUUUGAAUUAGCUUUUUAAUGGAAAUUUUCCCAUUCCUAAGAUAUGAAAAGCGAACAGUCUUAUGGCGAAUGCACCAAACAGAAAUGAAACAUUUGAUUUCUGGACUAGGUUCCUAGCUUUUCAGAUUUACAUUUCUGGUUUGAACAGUUGAUCUCAUGAUCAAGCCAUUCUCUCAGCAGAAGGAGCUGAAGACUUUUGGCCUACCUCCUCAUUAAAUGUCCCCCAAUCAGGGUUGAGUUUCACUUCUCAGGAGUGUUCACUUUCAGAAAGGAUCUAAGGUGAUUCAGAGCUUUCCUUGGGGUCUUUGGUUACCAAAAGAAACCACUGACCAUCAAUUUAUUGAUUAUAGGCUGGCCUAAUUAAUAAAUUGAUUACUAAUUACCCAGAAACUGUCUCUUGGGGGGUUUUAUGGGUUAAAUGAGUUAUCCAAAAAUUAUCACAUACUUCCUCUUCAGAGACGACAUGUACACAUACA